UUUCCUCUAUUUCAGUCACUUAAUUAAAUCGAAGUCUCGACGGCGUGUCCAGCAUUCGCCACGUUACGGACUCAAACAUCAGUCUUCAAGUCUCAGCAGUCGUUGAAGUUUUGCUGCUUACUUUAGCCUAGCCUAGCUGGCCGACCGCUAACAAAGCUGCAAGGCACAUCGUCAAGCAUCCAGAAAUCAAGUGAGGAAUUUGUUCGCGAGAACUACACCGGCUGCAGAAAAGUUGCAGGAAGAACUUUGUGGAGUAAACGAGGAGCCCUACGUCACCAAAACUCGACUGUGUGCAAAAUAAUGCACGCAAAGGUUGUUCUUCGCAGACUAGAAGGUGUCAGUCAAGUGCAUCGUCCUGAACACCAGGAGUCUGCUUGCAUGGAAGAAGAGGAGGAGGAAGAGUCGCCAUACGUCGAGAAGGUGGAGGUGGAAUUCGUCCACAUUAAAAAGUAUUUCAUUGGAGUUGAGAAUCCCCACAUUGAGGAGCAGCAGCGACCUCAUCCCCUCAAAAAGGAGGAGGACAACCCGCCAUAUGUUAAAGUGGAAGUUGUGGACAUCCCCAAGUGGACUGAUGAGACCUUGAUGGGUGAAGAUGAAGGUCCGAGUGAGGCCAGCACAGGGGCGGAGCCUCUGAGUGGCAGCAGCAGUUCAAAAGAAGGAUUCCAAGCAGACAACCUCAUCGCUCGACCAUCAGAGAAUGAAGACUUCACAUCACACUCGGUGUUCUGUGUCGGAAAAUAUAGAGAAUCGCAUGGCGUUAAAGAGGAUGUUGAGCUUCCCCAAAUCAAAAAGGAGGAUGAGCCAAAGCCCUGUCAACAGAAGCAGCUUCCAAUCAAAAAGGAGGAGGAAGAGCUGCAAUAUGGGAAAGAGGAGGAAGAAGAGGAGCAAAUCACCAGGUUGACUGGUGAGCCCUUGAAGAGUGAAGAUGUUUCGAGUGAGGCCAGCAGAGGGGUGGAGCCUCCAAGUGGAGGCAGCAGCAGUACCUCAACAGAAGGAUUGCAAGCAGACAUUUUCAUCGCUCCGUCAGAUAGAAAUAACGCCACAUCAAGCUCACCUUACAAUGUUGCCGGUCAAAAGAAAUCUCACCGUGAUGACAAACUCUGCAAAUGCUCUCAGUGUGGGAAAACCUUUGCUAAUAACUAUAGUUGCCGUAGGCAUAUGACAACCCACUCUGUUGAGAGACCUUUUUCCUGCUCAAUUUGUGGUCAAAGAUUCCGUUCCAAGAGCUACUUUAAUGUGCACACAAAAAUGCACACUGGCGAAAAACGUUUUUCCUGCUCAGUUUGUGGUAAAAAGUUCAGUAAAAAGAGCAACUUGAAACCACACGCAAGAACCCACACUGGUGAAAAACCAUUUUCCUGCUCAGUUUGUGGUCAAGGAUUCGCUCUAAAACAAACCUUAACAAGACACAAAAGAACCCACACUGGCGAAAAACCUUUUUUCUGCUCAGUUUGUGGUCAAGGAUUCGGUCGCAAGAGCGCCUUAAAAAUUCACGCACGAAUGCACAUUGGAGAAAAAUCUUUUUCCUGCUCAAUUUUUGGCCGAAGAUGUGCUCGGAAAGAAGACUUGACAGGUCAUACAAGAACCCACACUGGCGAAAAACGUUUUUCUUGCUCAGUUUGUGGUAAAAAAUUCAGUAAAAAGAGCAACUCAAAAACCCACGCAGGAACCCACACAGGUGAAAAACCUUUUUCCUGCUCAGUUUGUGGUCAAGGAUUUGCUCUAAAAGAAACCUUGAAAAGACACGAACGAACCCACACUGGGGAAAAACCGUUUUCUUGCUCAGUUUGUGGUCAAGGAUUCUCUCAUGAGCAGAACUUCAAAGUACACACAAAAACCCACACUGGCGAAAAACCUUUUUUCUGCUCAGUUUGUGGUAAAAAAUUCAGUAAAAAGAGUAACUUAAAAACCCACGCAGGAACCCACACUGGUGAAAAACCAUUUUCUUGCUCUGUUUGUGGUCAGGAAUUUGCUCUAAAAGAAACCCUAAAAAGACACAAAAGAACCCACACUGGCGAAAAACCGUUUUCCUGCUCAGUUUGUGGUCAAGGAUUCUCUCAAAAGCAGAACUUAAAAGUACACACAAGAACCCACACUGGCGAAAAACCUUUUUCCUGCUCAGUUUGUGGUCAAAAAUUUAGUUGCAAGAGCAACUUAAAAAAACACACAAGAACCCACACUGCUGAAAAACCUUUUUCCUGUUCAGUUUGUGGGCAAAGAUUCAGUGACAAUAGCUCCUUAAAAAGACACACAAGAACCCACACUUCUUUCCGGGGACGUGGUUUCUUGCCAUUACAGAUGAAAAAUGAUAUUUAUGAGUCAUGUUUCUUAAAUUAAGCACCGGGGAUGAGCACGGGAAGAGUCUGAAACUGUACAGAGAGAUUUUGCGGUAACGUCUCGGUCAGAGUUCGUGGAAGGAGCUCAGUUUUAUCCAAAUUUGAUUUAUAACCAGGGAUUUCACCAAAUUUGGCGAAAAAGCUCCAAAGCACGGUUAAUCGAUGUUUCGGCUUUGUAGAUGUCGAGCAGAAGAUAAUCAGCGUACAGGGAAACGUUAUGUUCCAUGUUAUAUCUUAUGAUGCCUUGAAUAGAAUGGUCGUUCCUUAUGGCCGCAGCCUACGGUUCAAUGGCUAGCACAAAAAGGGCUAAUUCGAUGAAAAUAUUUCCAAAAAGAAUUUGUUUUCAAUGAUCCCCUUUAAACCCACUCAAAAAUGUUUUCAAGACCAAGACUCAGCCGUCACAAAAUUCUAUUUCAAGAGCAAGAAAAACAGAAUUAGCCUUGCCAACUUGCAGAGAAAUAAACCAGAGGGGGGCUUAGAUGCCCCCAAUGGCGUAUCGCAAGCAAAACGUCACUUCCGCUCAUUAAUAUUCAUGAUAUUAGCUACUGUUUCUAAGGGGGGGACACGC
Molecule: messenger RNA, 2904 nt
Organism: Corythoichthys intestinalis (scribbled pipefish)
Lineage: Eukaryota; Metazoa; Chordata; Actinopteri; Syngnathiformes; Syngnathidae
Product: oocyte zinc finger protein XlCOF6-like
Exons: 3
Coding region: 301-2337 (678 amino acids)
Biological process (GO): regulation of transcription by RNA polymerase II
Cellular component (GO): nucleus
Molecular function (GO): sequence-specific DNA binding; DNA-binding transcription factor activity, RNA polymerase II-specific
Source: RefSeq, a predicted model, not a curated record